CUCACAACACUCUCCACUUCUACUACACCAACAGCACCUGUUCCUCCUCCUCAUCUCAUCGCUGUCAAUGGCCUCGGUGGAUCCCACAGCAGCUUCAGCAAGCGGCAGAAAACCGGCGGAGAAGUGGCCGGGAUGGCCCGGCCAGAACGCUUUCCGACUCAUCGUGCCGGGCUCGGCUGUCGGCUCCAUCAUCGGGCGCGAAGGGAAGAUCAUCAAGAGGAUCUCCGAAGGAACCGGCGCUCGAAUCCACGUCAUUUCUCUUCCCGCCGGAACCACUGAUUGCAUCGUACUGAUAUCGGCGAAGGAACAGCCACACUUACGGCUAUCCCCAGCAAUGGAAGCUGUAAUAGAAGUAUUCAAGCGAGUUACUGGGCUGUACCCCAUUGAUGGCAAUGGGAUGUGCUCAAAAGCUUCUGAGGUUAAACUAAGCUCGGUGACAUUCUUAGUAGGGUAUUCACAAGCCCUUUCGAUAAUAGGAAAAGAAGGAUCAAGAGUUAGAGCAAUCGAAGAAAGCUCAGGCACCACAGUAGGGAUUUUAUCACGAGGUUGCGCAGGAGUACCAUUUUAUGUGAGCCCGGAUGAAAGAAUCAUAAAAAUUCAGGGUCAGGUUUUGAAGGUGAUGGCAGCAAUGGAAGCAGUACUGUAUCAUCUGAGGCUGUACUUAGUAGACAGCAGUGUCAUACCGGCAUUCAGCGAAAAGUGCAAGACUGGUAUCUCGCAGGCCGAUCAAAGCCUCUCAUUGCAUCAUUCUACCCCUGCCCAUCAGCCUGGAGCUGAUUCCAUGUAUUCCCUUCCCUUGUUGGGGCAUGAAGCCAAGGUGGAGGCAAAAAUCCCUAGCUCUUAUUCCUCAUUGUAUGCCCAAGAGCCUGUGCUUGGUGGAUUACCCUUGAGGAGGUCUGACCGUGCCGCUGCGCCUGCUCAGAGAACGGAAAGAAUAAAAAUCCCUUUCUCAGCUGCCAAGGAUAUCAUUGGCAUUGCUGGCGAAACUAUUGACCACAUCCGUCGGACGAGUGGAUCCAUCAUCACAAUAGAAGAGGAUAGAAGCCUACCUGACGAGUACAUUCUAGAAGUGAGGGGCACAACCUCACAGCUCCAAACAGCUCAACAGCUCAUUGAGGAGCUUCUUGAGAGCCAUCACCAGCCAGGAAGGGAGGGAAGUAUCUAUGACAACAUGGAUGCUGGAUUAAGUUCCAACUCCCAGUUUGCACUACCCACCCACCCUCUUUCUCCCUUCUCACCCCAAUAUCGCUUCCCAUCUCAACCAUCAGGGGAAAACGGAAUUUCAAGUGCAGGUGAGCACACUGGUUCGAGGUUUUGGAAGGGUGAUCAGAUUUCAGAAUAAUUCCUUUCAUUGAGUUUCUGUUAGGGAGAUCCAUAGUGUUACAGGACCUUUAAGUUAUGGAAAUGAAACCUGCUUGACUUGUGGAUAGCAAGAGCAAAAAUAACACAGAGACAUGUAGUUUCAGAGCGCAAGAGUUAUAGUGGCCUUUUACAUCUCAAUUCGCAUUGUUAUUGAAGUUGAAGAGCAGAAGCAGAGACGCAUAAUUAAAGAAAACGGAACAUUCAAAACCAGAGAUUUUCAGCCUCAUGCUUGCUCUGUACCUUGUGCCAAUGGUCGACGAUGACGACGACGAGGAGCUUCAGAAGAACGCCUGAGCGGCUCACCCUCCCUUCAGAGUUCGGAACCCUAAUCGAUCUACAGAGGACAGAGAACUUGCAAAUACCAUUGGUUUGUGCUCUAGGCCCACAGGACUCUUGGGCCCAGGCCCAGUGUGAGGCCUACUACCAGCUUCGGGCCUUUAGUCAUACGGUUUUGAGCCCAUCCAGGUACGCUCCCUACUGGACUCAAAAUUGGAGUUGAUUUAUGUAGGUUUGGUUGGAAAAUCAUAGAUAAUGUCUUUUUCUCUUUCCUUCUUAACUUCUUGUUAUAUAAUUUACCAAAUAAUAAUAAUAAAAUUAU
This is a messenger RNA of Vitis vinifera (wine grape), 1960 nucleotides long. Its product is annotated as RNA-binding KH domain-containing protein PEPPER. The coding region runs from base 68 to 1342 and encodes 424 amino acids. Lineage: Eukaryota; Viridiplantae; Streptophyta; Magnoliopsida; Vitales; Vitaceae. Gene Ontology annotation, molecular function: mRNA binding. Gene Ontology annotation, biological process: regulation of gene expression. The record is from RefSeq and is a predicted model, not a curated record. Gene Ontology annotation, cellular component: nucleus; cytoplasm. The transcript is spliced from 7 exons.